Molecule: messenger RNA, 2527 nt
Organism: Prionailurus viverrinus (fishing cat)
Lineage: Eukaryota; Metazoa; Chordata; Mammalia; Carnivora; Felidae
Gene: RNLS
Product: renalase, FAD dependent amine oxidase
Exons: 7
Coding region: 294-1250 (318 amino acids)
Cellular component (GO): extracellular region
Molecular function (GO): oxidoreductase activity, acting on NAD(P)H
Source: RefSeq, a predicted model, not a curated record
CCCGGGCGGGAGAAAGGGAGGAGCCCGGAGGAGCUCUGGCCCUUUGCAACGCUUGGGCCUGGGGUCUUGGCCAAUACGUGGGCUUACAACGCGGCCUGCUGGUGCCUUCGUGGCCUUCUCCCCGCUUCGAGGAUCCCGAAGUGCCCGUUGGCCAGGACUUUACGAAGACCUGCUGUACAGAAUCCUUGUUUUCUCAUGAAACCUGAGUGCAAGAGUGAAAGCAUUCCUUGACUGAUGCAUCCUGACAUGUCAUUCGUUGUGUCGUUUUAUUUGAUCCAUUCAUCCGUUCUUUAAUGAAACAUGGGAGUCCGUGCUCCCGGCGCCGAGCUGAACAACGCUUGCCGCCCCAUUCUUGUGCCCUCUUUGAGAAAGGGCCUCACGGUGACCAAAUUGCCUCUGGACUGCUGCCUGACCAUGGGGGGAGAAUGGCUACGGCCCGGAGUCCUUGCGAUCCACAGAGCACCGUUGACUUGGGAGCCCAGUACAUCACCCGCACUCCCCAUUAUGCUAAAAAACACCAAAGUUUUUAUGAUGAACUGUUAGCUCACGGCCUUUUGAAACCUCUGACCUCUCCAAUUGAAGGGAUGGUAACGAAAGAAGGAGACUGUAACUUUGUGGCACCGCAAGGACUUUCUUCAAUCGUUAAGCAUUACCUGGGAGAAUCAGGUGCCGAGGUCUCCUUCCGACACCGUGUGACCCAGAUCAACCUGAGAAAUGGCAAGUGGGAAGUGUCCAAGGAAACAGGUUCCCCCGAGCGGUUUGACAUCGUUGUCCUCACGAUGCCGGUUCCGCAGAUUCUGCAGCUCCGAGGUGACAUCGCAAACUUAAUUAGUGAAUGCCAAAGGCAGCAACUGGAGUCUGUGCGCUACUCUUCUCGCUACGCUCUGGGCCUCUUUUAUGAAGCUGGCACGAAGAUUGAUGUCCCUUGGGCUGGACAGUACAUCACCAGUAAUCCCUGCACACGCUUCAUCUCCAUCGAUAAUAAGAAACGCAAUAUAGAGUCAUCAGAAGUGGGACCUUCCCUGGUGGUUCACACCACUGUCCCAUUUGCAGUCACAUACCUGGAGCACAGCACUGAGGACGUGCGGGAGCUAAUCUACCAGCAGCUGGAAAGCGUUUUGCCAGGUCUGCCUCAACCAAUUGUCACCAAAUGCCAGAAGUGGAGAUAUUCCCAGAUUGCCGAACUACUCGAUUCCCCUGAACUGUGGAUAACGGAGGGUUCUUUCUGUGUCUCUCAAGUUAUUAAAUGAUCCUGACCUGUAGGUCUCAGGUGUCAUCAUCUCCAGGAUUGUGGUUUGGAGGGCAAUCGACUGACAAAGAAACCUGUCUUCACAUUUUCAGAAAAUAACCAGAUUCAACUGGACUUUCCAAGUCUUACGAUAGUUUCUAACCUUAAAAAGAAAAUUCAGGCUUAAUAUGAAAGUAACAAUUAAACACAAACUGAGAGAAAAUAUAUCGAUCUUUAUCUUCGGCUGUCCCUGAUGGCUGGUGCUGUUACCUUCACGCGCUCUCCAGGAUGCGCUGUGGCAUUUAGACUGUGUCAGGUUUAAUGAAUUUAAUACAACAAGAAAAUUUACUGAGCUAGAAAAUAGAUGCACUUAAAAUAGUUCAAUAUUUGCCAGCUUAGUGGUUCAGCGUAUCACCCACAUGCUUCAGUGACCCACAUGCUUCCUGCCAAUGACUGGCUGCAGAGAAAUUGAUCCCCGGCCUUCUAAACAAGCUACUUGUUGCUAAUUUGAAAAGCAAAAUGGCAAGUGCUAUUUUAUAAUUGUGCAAGGAAAGAAAUUAUUGCGGCCUCUCAGACGAUGAACAGUUCAACAAAAUACUUCUUACCUUGGUGGUAUUGAAGGUUUCACACUCACAUGCCUUGUAUCAUAUAUACACACACAUUGAAAGCAUGGGCAGAAAUUGCUUAUGUUGUAGCACAAAGCAGGCUUUGUGAUCCUACGGAAUGUUGUUACAUGUCCUUUUAGCAACCAACUCAUGAAACACUGAAAUGCCUACAUAUGGUCAAUGUCACUUAUUUUUGAAAGCAGAGAAAGAAAAGGAGAAAUUAAGUGAUUUCUGGUGUGAUAUGAUGAAGAAUAUUGAGAUUCCUUUAAUCAUUUUGCCCCUAUUUGAUCAAUUUGGUUUUACCCUUAAAGUCUAGCAGAAAAGACUCGAACGUGUUAACCGUCUUGUUUUUAAUGAAUGUAAUUCUGGAGCCAUUUGACAGAGAGCGUCCUGAAGUCUGAGGAAGUGUUACGUUUGUCUCAUGAAUGCACAUCCUCCAAAGAAAAGAGAAGGAAAAUGACUUAUAAAGUUGGGGUGAGUUACUUGGAGAAAAGAUUUUUCUAAGUCAUUACUGAGGGCUUUUAAAUAUCAAUUCCUUCCGAGUAUGUUUGCCUAAUAAUGCUGCAUCUGUUUUGAGAACUCUGUGGCAAAUAUGGGAAAAGACUCAGCCCUGCCUAGUAGGUGGAUCAUUUCAGUCGUUUUGAAAACUCAUCUUACAUUUAGAUCCCUCUCUGCGAGGAAAAGACCAAUUUCC